Messenger RNA from Williopsis jadinii, 2739 nucleotides. RefSeq names its product aconitate hydratase ACO2 (gene ACO2). The transcript has 2 exons. NCBI's taxonomy places the organism in Eukaryota, Fungi, Ascomycota, Saccharomycetes, Phaffomycetales, Wickerhamomycetaceae. The coding region runs from base 59 to 2449 and encodes 796 amino acids. The record is from RefSeq and is a predicted model, not a curated record. Gene Ontology annotation, biological process: tricarboxylic acid cycle. Gene Ontology annotation, cellular component: cytosol; mitochondrion. Gene Ontology annotation, molecular function: 4 iron, 4 sulfur cluster binding; aconitate hydratase activity.
GUCGUGAGAUACACAGCAUUUGCCUCUUAAACGUUCUCUAAUCGCUACAGAUACCACGAUGCUUAGAGCCGGAAGAGUUAUUAACAGACAGAGUAUACGGUCGCUCGCUACGUCUGCGUCUCUCACUACGAACAUCCCUAGUGAGUUCCAGACAAGGGUCCCACCCUACCCGAAGCUCGUGGAGAAGCUCACACAAGUCAAAAGAGUGCUGAACGAUGCGCCAUUGACGUUGGCUGAGAAGAUCCUCUAUUCGCACCUGGUCAACCCAGAAGAGUCGUUAUCUGCUGGCGACGUUUCCAAGAUCAGAGGGCUUGAAUACUUGAAGUUGAACCCAGACAGGGUGGCAAUGCAAGAUGCCUCUGCUCAGAUGGCGCUGCUUCAGUUCAUGACGUGUGGAUUGCCAUCCACUGCGGUGCCAGCCUCUAUCCAUUGUGAUCACUUGAUUGUUGGUAAGGAUGGUGAGAAGGCUGAUCUGAAGUCCUCCAUCGCCACCAACAAGGAGGUGUUUGAUUUCCUCCAGUCAUGUGGUGAGAAGUACGGUAUCCAGUUCUGGGGACCGGGAUCUGGUAUCAUCCACCAGAUCGUGUUGGAAAACUUCAGUGCGCCUGGUCUCAUGAUGCUCGGAACCGAUUCCCACACUCCAAAUGCUGGUGGUUUGGGCGCCAUUGCCAUUGGUGUCGGUGGUGCCGAUGCUGUUGAUGCCCUCACAGGUACUCCGUGGGAGCUGAAGGCCCCAAAGAUCCUCGGUGUUCACUUGAAGGGUAAGAUGAAUGGUUGGACCUCUCCAAAGGAUAUCAUCACCUACUUGGCUGGUUACCUCACUGUCAGAGGUGGUACUGGAUUCAUAGUUGAGUACUUUGGUGAAGGUGUGGAGUCCUUGUCAUGUACAGGUAUGGCUACUAUCUGUAACAUGGGUGCGGAGAUUGGUGCUACAACUUCUACUUUCCCUUACCAAGAGGCCCAUAAACGUUACCUCAUAUCUACGCAUAGAGCUCCAUUGGCACAAGCUGCUGAUGAGGUCAACGCCAAGUUUGGCUUCCUCAAGGCUGAUCCAGGUGCUCAGUACGAUAAGGUUGUGGAGAUUGACCUCAACACUCUUGAACCUCAUAUCAAUGGUCCAUUUACCCCGGAUCUCUCUACGCCAUUGGGUCAAUUCGGCUCCAAGACUGAUGAAAACGAAUGGCCAAAGACCGUUUCUGCCGGUUUGAUCGGUUCCUGUACCAACUCCUCGUACCAGGACAUGUCAAGAGCCGUUUCAUUGGUUAAACAGGCCAGUGAAGCCGGUCUUAAGCCAAAAAUCCCAUUCUUUGUUACGCCAGGCUCUGAACAGAUCAGAGCAACCAUCGAGAGAGAUGGAUUGAUCGAGACGUUCGAAGACAACGGUGCCAUUGUGUUGGCCAAUGCCUGUGGUCCAUGUAUUGGCCAAUGGGACCGUGUUGACAUUGACAAGAAGUCCACGGAGACGAAUGCCAUCUUUACAUCCUUCAACAGAAACUUCAGAGCAAGAAACGAUGGUAACAGAAACACCAUGAACUUCCUUACAUCACCAGAAGUCGUCACUGCGAUGAUCUACUCUGGUGACAUGCACUUCAACCCGAUAACGGAUUCGAUUAAGACAGAAGACGGUUCAGAUUUCAAAUUCCAACCUCCAAAGGGUGACGAAUUGCCAGAGAGAGGAUUCAUCGCUGGUAGACCAGAGUUCUACCCAGAGGUUGAUCCACAACCACAUCCAGAAGUUGCCAUCAACAUUCCAGAAGAUUCUGAUCGUUUGCAAUUGCUUGAACCAUGGACUCCAUGGAACGGCGAAGAGCUUAAGAACAAGAUCUUGUUGAAGGUUGAAGGUAAGUGUACCACUGAUCACAUCUCUGCAGCAGGUGUUUGGUUGAAGUACAAGGGUCACUUGGAGAACAUUGCCAACAACACUUUGAUCGGAGCUCAAAACAAGGAGACUGGUGAGGUCAACGUUGCCUAUGACGAUGAUGGUACUGCUUACUCCAUUCCAGAGCUUAUGGGUAAAUGGAAGGAAGAAGGUAUCAAGUGGAACGUUGUUGCAGAACACAACUAUGGUGAGGGUUCUGCAAGAGAACACGCUGCUCUUCAACCAAGAUUCCUCGGUGGUGAGAUGAUUCUUGUUAAGUCCUUUGCUCGUAUUCACGAGACAAACUUGAAGAAACAAGGUCUUUUGCCAUUGACAUUUGCAAACGAGGCCGACUAUGACAAAUUGAGCUCUGGCGAUAUCUUGGAGACCCUGAACUUGAAAGAUAUGAUUGCUAAGAAUGGUGACAACGGUGGAAUCAUCAAGCUCAGGGUUCACAAGAAGAACGGUGAAACUUUCGACAUCGAUGCUAAGCACACCAUGUCCAAGGACCAAGUGGAUUUCUUCAAGGCUGGUUCUGCAAUUAACCACAUUGGUAACGUUCGUCGUGCUGAAGCUGGCUCUCAGGCUUGAGAACACAGUCACAGUUAUAUAGUUUUAGUCAUUUCACUGCAUCAUUUCUUUGGUUAAGAGUAUUUAUUAAAAAGACGGUAUUUUUCUUUGGGAUGUUUGAUUUCUAUUUACCCCUUCACCAUCUUUCUGUCAUGGGUUAAUCCAAGGGCUUAGGCUUAACCACCGAUAUGAUAAGAUCCUUUUCUUUGUACAUGAUGAAUAUGACAAGAACCUGUGCAAAGAAUGCACUUGCCAGUAGUUCAAACCAGUUUCUCGUCACACCUAAAAGAGAACAGUCCAAUGCCCAAAUC